This is a messenger RNA of Myotis lucifugus (little brown bat), 1702 nucleotides long. It is a transcript of the gene TBX4, whose product is annotated as T-box 4. Gene Ontology annotation, cellular component: nucleus. NCBI's taxonomy places the organism in Eukaryota, Metazoa, Chordata, Mammalia, Chiroptera, Vespertilionidae. Gene Ontology annotation, biological process: angiogenesis; cell fate specification; regulation of transcription by RNA polymerase II. The record is from RefSeq and is a predicted model, not a curated record. Gene Ontology annotation, molecular function: DNA-binding transcription factor activity, RNA polymerase II-specific; RNA polymerase II cis-regulatory region sequence-specific DNA binding. Bases 1 to 1647 code for a protein of 548 amino acids. The transcript is spliced from 8 exons.
AUGGGGCUUGGAAAGUUCCUGGGCCCCGACGCGGACACCGCCGCCGCCGCCGAGCAGAUAGAGACGCGGCCGCCUUCGAGGAGAGGCCGCGCGGCGGCCCGUCUGCAGGGCCUCCGAUGUCAGUCCGCCCCACUGCGGGCAGGACUCGCUUCCCGGGGGCCUGGCUGCGUCCUGCGCUGGCUGCUGACCAUCGAGAACAUCAAGGUGGGCCUGCAUGAGAAGGAGCUUUGGAAGAAGUUCCACGAGGCGGGCACGGAGAUGAUCAUCACCAAGGCGGGCAGGAGGAUGUUCCCCAGCUACAAGGUAAAGGUCACGGGCAUGAACCCCAAGACCAAGUAUAUCCUGCUGAUUGACAUCGUCCCUGCAGAUGACCACCGCUACAAGUUCUGUGACAACAAAUGGAUGGUGGCAGGGAAGGCUGAGCCCGCCAUGCCAGGAAGGCUCUAUGUCCACCCGGAUUCUCCGGCUACUGGGGCCCACUGGAUGCGACAGCUGGUCUCCUUCCAGAAGCUGAAGCUGACAAACAACCACUUGGACCCCUUUGGCCAUAUCAUCCUCAACUCCAUGCACAAGUACCAGCCGCGGCUACACAUCGUGAAGGCUGAUGAGAACAACGCGUUUGGCUCCAAAAACACAGCUUUCUGCACCCACGUGUUUCCAGAGACGUCCUUCAUCUCCGUGACCUCCUACCAGAAUCACAAGAUCACACAGCUGAAAAUUGAGAACAACCCUUUUGCCAAGGGAUUCCGGGGUAGUGACGACAGUGACCUGCGUGUGGCCCGGCUGCAGAGCAAAGAAUACCCCGUGAUCUCCAAAAGCAUCAUGAGGCAGAGGCUCGUCUCCACCCAGCUGGCGGCCAAGCCCGACGUCAGCCCCCUGCAUGGCCCCCACCAGGCGCUGCAGCACUACCAGUACGAGAACGGGGCUCACAUGCAGUUUGCUGGGGCCGAGCCACAGGACCUUCCCCUCAACACCUUCCCGGCCCAGAGGGAUUCGAGCCUCUUCUAUCACUGCUUGAAAAGACGAGCAGACAAUGCCCGCCACCUGGACCUACCCUGCAAGCGCUCCUACCUGGAAGCCCCCUCUGCGGUGGGGGAGGAUCAUUACUUCCGUUCGCCCCCUCCCUACGACCAACAGAUGCUGAGCCCCUCCUAUUGCAGCGAGGUGACCCCAAGAGAAGCCUGUAUGUACUCGGGUUCAGGGCCUGAGAUUGCCGGGGUGUCUGGGGUGGACGACUUGCCCCCACCCCCCCUGAGCUGUAACAUGUGGACGUCAGUCUCUCCGUACACGAGCUACAGCGUUCAGACAAUGGAGACUGUGCCUUACCAGUCCUUCCCCACGCACUUCACCACCACCACUAUGAUGCCUCGGCUGCCCACUAUCUCCGCUCAGGGCACCCAGCCACCAGGAAACACCCACUUCAGUGUCUACAAUCAGCUCUCCCAGGCUCAGGGCCGAGAGCGGGGGCCCACCGCCGCCUUCCCGAGGGAGCGAGGCCUCCCCGCGGUGUGUGAGAGGAAGCCACCCUCUCCACACCUGAACGCUGCCAACGAGUUUCUCUACUCUCAGAGCUUCUCCCUAUCCCGGGAAGCUUCCGUACAGUACCACCCAGGAAUGGGGACUGUGGAGAACUGGACUGACGGAUGACUCCCAGGUCCCUCGACAGCCCCAGGACCAUGUUGACCCAGCACUGACCUCUGUG